Paraglomus occultum is the source of this 843-nucleotide messenger RNA. The record is from the annotation of a GenBank genome assembly. Lineage: Eukaryota; Fungi; Glomeromycota; Glomeromycetes; Paraglomerales; Paraglomeraceae.
AUGUCAACACCAGCCUUUCCUUCAUUAAGUUCAUAUUCUACCAUUUCAAAGCCGCAGUCCAUAUCUUCUCACCAUAAUUUUGCUGGUCAGAAAUAUGUCAUCUUGGAUGAGGCAUCCAUACUCAAAUCGUUAGAAAAGUCAACUCAAUGUGUUGUGCCAUCGUCACCACCCGAUAUAACAAUUCCUUCACCGCAGACGCUUUGCGCAGAAAAUUUCUUACCUAAGAAGUUGAUUGGAUGCAAAACGCCCAACGCAUUCAUUAUAUAUCGGACUGUAUACGUUCAGCAACUAACUGAGAACGAGCAUCGAUACAAAAUGAUCGACGUCAGUAGAUGGGUCUCUGAAUCAUGGAAGAAUGAGACCAAAGAGGUUAAAGCGGCAUUUAAGCUACUUGCUAGGGAUGUUCGUAGAUUAUAUCAUAAUCGUAUUCGCUCUUCGUUAUCAGCUCCCCAACGGACUAUCACUCCGGUCACAAGUCAUAUGCCCCAUGAUACAUCAUCGGGCCCCUUGGCAUCGUCAACAGAAAUUACGAAUUCUGCUCAUUCUGUUCGACAUGUGAUGUACUCUCCACCAAGCGCACGUGUUCAGCAUGCUUUGAAUGCCCAAUAUCCGUCUUCUAGGGUUACAAACCAUCCACCAUUCGAUGUUGUACAGUUCUUGUCCAACCAAAAUCUCUUGAGCAAUUCGUUUGCUCUUCCUCCGCAUGAAAGGAUUAGCUAUGGAUGGACGAAAUUGGGUAGUACAAGAAGGGAGAGAAGAACUACUCACACAUUUCCUGAUGCGGUCUUGAGCGAUUUUGAGUUUGUCGAUAAAAGUGAUGUCCCAUGGGGAAGACGUGGAUAA